This is a messenger RNA of Hydatigera taeniaeformis, 423 nucleotides long. The record is from the annotation of a GenBank genome assembly. NCBI's taxonomy places the organism in Eukaryota, Metazoa, Platyhelminthes, Cestoda, Cyclophyllidea, Taeniidae.
AUGUGUUGGUUGUUGUCGACAGGUCAUGAUGCUCGGGCGUGGGCGAUGUACAUUGAUGAGAAGCGGAGCUGGUUCCUUCACAAUGGGGAGCACUUUGAACGCACUGAUGGCGGCAUCACUGUGGGCAGUGUGAUUGGUGUACGACUGGAUUGUGAACGUGGCACUCUUGCCUACUACCUUGACGAUGAGCCGCACGGUCCAAUUGCAUUCACUGGCCUGCCUGCGGGUGUAUAUUAUCCGGCAAUAAGUCUCAAUCGUGAUGUUCAAGUGACCCUACGAUCGGGUCUGGAGCCGCCGUCUUCGGAUAGUGAGGACAGUGAUGAGAAUACGUCGCCUUGUCCACCUCUCACCACCGCCUCUGUCACGGCUCCUGCUCUCGCUCUUGCUCGACCGCUCUCAGCAAAGUCCGCACCCUCGCAAUGA